UUGUCUCCUGAAGUCUGGGGUAGGUACAGGUCACCCUUUUUCCAUUCAUAUCAAAGCCGUUUGAGCGUCAUCUGCUGCUCCAGAGUUUAGACGGUGAUCAGCUGACUGUCCAGGUAUUAUCUAGUGCGUGUACGUUCACUGUGUUUGGUGCUGAAGUCAUGGCGAAGAUGGAGCUGGCGCCUCUCAGACCGUGGGCUGAUUUCUUCCCUGGUUCGGACCGCUUUGCCAAACCAGAUUUCGGCGAUUUGGCCAAGUGGAACAACAGAGUGAUCAGCAAUUUGAUGUAUUACCAGACGAAUUAUCUGGUGGUGGCCAUUGUGGUUUUCCUCAUUGUAGGAUUUUUUAAUCCUUCUGGCAUGUUUCUGGGAGGACUUGUGGUGACGCUGGUCUUCAUGGGAUCCGUUUGGGCAGGAGAGAACAAGGCCACCAUCAAGAACUUCAAAAAGAAGAACCCAACACUGUUCAUCGUUGGUGUCAUGGUGACCAGUUACUUCUUGCUGCGGCUAUGUGGCGGUGUGAUGGUUUUCAUUUUUGGAAUCACCUUCCCUUUGCUGCUAAUCCUGAUACACGCCUCUCUGAGACUGCGCAACAUGAAGAACAAACUGGAGAACAAGAUUGAAGGCGCUGGGCUUAAGAAGACUCCCAUGGGUGUUAUCCUGGAUCUCUUGGAUCAACAAGAAGAGAGAAUGAACAAGAUUCAGGAUUUCAUUGAAAGCAAACUGAAGGAGUAAAGGUUAACCAAGACAGUGUUGCACAAUACACAUUUGUCCUAUUUGUUAAAUUGUAUCACUCCCAUGAAAUAUAAAGUUAUUGAUGUUUGCAUUCCUGUACUUUGUAUCCAUUUAGCUGUUUUGGGUUACUUUGUUGUUGUGUUAUUUAACUAUAUAAAGCAUAUGAAGUAAUUAUAAGAUUUGCACAAUCACUGUGAGUUGGAUGAUGAAGUAGUGGGUUUGGUUACCAAAGGUUUGAGCUUUUCUGGGUUCAGUAUCGUUGCACCCCCACCCCCCAAAAAAGUUGGAGGAAAAAGUGCACUUUCUCUGUGAUUCCUUCAACAUAGCAUUUAUUUCAGAAAAAUAGAAAAGCAUGUCUGAAUGCUCCACAGCUCCAGUUAUUACAUAACCAGCUGCGUUCUUUAAAGCAAUGGAUCCGUUCAGUUUGCGACCUCAAAAGCAAUCAGAUUUUAAAUACAGAGCCAACAGUAUUGAAACAUUAACUGCUUAUUUACCAGCAAUAACUCCCAUCUUAUGUUAAGAACUGUAGGAAUGCUGUCAGGCAUCUGUUGUUGAGAUUGAAGAACUGACCUCACAGGUUGUUUCUAGUGUACUCAUGGUUCCUGUAGCCUGAGUAAUCAUCUCAAGUCCAGGUAUUCUCAGAAGACUUUGAGCUCCUGAUUAUGCAGGUUGGACUAAUUGUAUUAUCACAGCUAUGCAAUACUGAAAAAUGAAUGGCAAGUGCAGCUUUACUGUUUAAAUGGUAUGCCAUUAUAUGUACCCUUUGGUUAUUUAAAUGUCUUUGUUUUCAUUCUAUAGCAUGUAGAAAUGUUUCUCACUGUUGCAGUUUUGAAAUGGCAUCAUUUGAUUCAAUACCGGUUGGUGAUAUUUUUAUUUUAAACCGUAUUGAUGUCCCCGUCAUUGUUACUGUUUGCUGUUUUGCCAUUCUACUGGGACCCGAUCCCUUUACCCUUUUAUUCUAAAUAUCCAUAUCUGAUAAUACGGUGUUGCUUUUGACAAAUGCACAGGUUCUGCAUUUUGUGCAUGCCAAUCUCACAAAUGGAUGUUAAGAGCUGCUGUUUAUACUGAUGCAUCAUUCUUUUUUUUUUUUUCCUUCUUGAACAUUGCAUUUGAAGACUCAAAACUGAAUAUAAUCCACAGCUGUCUGACAUGAUAAUAAAGUUGCCUGAUUUACAACAACCCUUUUUCCAA
Thalassophryne amazonica is the source of this 1922-nucleotide messenger RNA. RefSeq names its product PRA1 family protein 3-like. The record is from RefSeq and is a predicted model, not a curated record. Gene Ontology annotation, biological process: negative regulation of transport. Lineage: Eukaryota; Metazoa; Chordata; Actinopteri; Batrachoidiformes; Batrachoididae. The transcript has 3 exons. Gene Ontology annotation, cellular component: membrane. The coding region runs from base 159 to 731 and encodes 190 amino acids.